Fonsecaea pedrosoi CBS 271.37 is the source of this 666-nucleotide messenger RNA. RefSeq lists its product as uncharacterized. The record is from RefSeq and is a predicted model, not a curated record. The transcript is spliced from 3 exons. Bases 1 to 666 code for a protein of 221 amino acids. Gene Ontology annotation, cellular component: cytoplasmic side of plasma membrane; multivesicular body; ESCRT III complex. Gene Ontology annotation, biological process: vesicle budding from membrane; late endosome to vacuole transport via multivesicular body sorting pathway. Lineage: Eukaryota; Fungi; Ascomycota; Eurotiomycetes; Chaetothyriales; Herpotrichiellaceae.
AUGUGGGGUUGGUUUGGCGGGGCAGCAGCCCAAGCCAGAAAAGAUGCUCCCAAAAAGGCCAUCCUGCAGCUGCGGUCUCAACUUGAUAUGCUGCAAAAGAGGGAGAAGCACCUAGAGAAUCAGAUGGCAGAACAAGAUGCAAUAGCAAGAAAGAAUAUAACCUCAAAUAAAGCCGCUGCCAAAGCUGCUCUGCGGCGCAAAAAACUCCAUGAACGCACACUUGAACAGACAUCCGCCCAGAUCGCUCAGGUGGAACAACAAAUUUAUUCCAUCGAGGCCGCCAACAUCAACCAGGAGACGCUUAAUGCUAUGAAGAAUGCAGGACAAGCCAUGAAACAGAUCCACGGAAACUUGACCAUCGACAGGGUGGAUCAGACCAUGGAUGAGCUACGCGAGCAGCACGCGCUCGGCGAAGAAAUCGCCAAUGCAAUCACAAACGCUCCCAUUGGCGAACCUAUAGACGAGGCUGAUUUGGAGGAAGAGCUGGAAGGGUUGGAGCAAGAGGCCAUGGACGAGAGAAUGUUGAAGACUGGCCCGACACCGGUUACAGGCGAAAUCAACCGACUCCCCACCGUUUCUGCUGGUCCAAUUGGCAACAAACCCUCGACAGUGGAAGAGGACGAGGAAGAAGAAUUACGGAAACUACAGGCCGAGAUGGCCGUGUGA